AAACACAACACUUUAAAGAUUUAAGGCUUCUAUAAACAACAGUAUAUUUCAAGUGAUAUUCAAGAAGAGAAGGAUCGAUUGGGAAGAUAAAAAAUAUUCAGUAAUUUACACCAACUGAUUUGUGUACAUUUGACAUUUUUUGGACGAAAAAUAUUUUGCUCAUUAACAAUGAAUAUAAUUAUCAUCCUUGGGAAUAUUAUUACAAUUUUAUUAAUUGUAAAAUUGGAAUCAACAAGAAUAUCACCUUCUGAACGACUUUACGAACUUGAGAGUAUUAAUAAGAUAAGAAACAAAGCGAUAAGAAAAUAUCUUCCUAAUUAUGAUUUACAGGAAGCAUUUAAAUUUUUAAGUCAAUACAUAAUGAAUGAGGUGGAAAUGUAUGGAUUUGCCGAGCAUCUAAACAGAACUGAUUAUCCACCAGAAUGGAGCAAAACUAGAAAAUUGGAAAAUUAUGAAUAUUACAAUUUUUUGAGAUACAAUUUCCCUCUGGAAGCAUAUGAACUAAUUCCCCAACAAGCAGAAAUGCGUAUUAAUUAUCUGAGAAGAAGGUUUUUUCAGAAUGCACCUACACUCGAUGCGCAAAUAUUAAUUGAAUCUUACUACGGAAGAAAAUUGGAUGAUUUAAUGUUAUUUGAAGACUAUUAUGCUAUUACGAUUUUACUGAAAAAUAUUUCGAUAUUUUAUGUCAAUGAUCCCGCAUCGUGGAGAAUGAGAAGAGCUUUAUACAAUUUGGCUAUACGAAAUUACAAUCUAAAUUCAGAUUUAAAUGACACUUCAAAAUAUUGUUUCUUUAGGGAUGUUAAAACAGAAACUUUCAUUAAUGAUAUAAAUGUAGAAGAUGUUUUCGAUACAACUAAUUUCAUUAUUUGUAGCAGCAAAUAUAAAGAAUCAUACUCAUAUGAAUUUGGAAAUUUAGAAUUCAAUUUGUCUUCAUAUUGGUUGAAUAACAAAUUGCUAAUUACGAAUUCUAACCUAAUGGUAAGUUUGGAAGACAUAGUUGAACUUGAUGAUGAAGAAAUUUACGUAAUCCUGCCUGAUGUAGAGCUUACGGUACGAAGUGUUAAAGCAUUUUUUAUUAUAAACGGAAAACGAAAUGCAUAUGUAAACAUGUUAACUUCCUCAAUGUAUGAAAGGUGCAACUGGUUAACUUAUUUAGCAAAUCAAAUUGAAAAGUACAAAGAGAUGGAAAAUAAUUAUUUUCGUAUCAAGGGCGCAAAAUUCGAUCGAGGUGAAGCCUGAGUCGUAAUCACCUUUGCGCCCAUGUUGCGAACACAAUUUGGUAGAAAAAUUAUUUUGUGUAUCAGAUGUAUAAUCUCAAUAGUAAAAUAGAAAUAAUAAAUGAAAAUUUAUAAUGUGUUUUCUAUCAUUAAAUAUAAAAAAGGAUAUAUAUACAAUUUAGUAGAACGAUAAGCAUUCAACCUUGCAAAGAAAAAUUUCCAAUUAUCUUCUA
Leptopilina heterotoma is the source of this 1450-nucleotide messenger RNA. RefSeq lists its product as uncharacterized. Bases 169 to 1239 code for a protein of 356 amino acids. The record is from RefSeq and is a predicted model, not a curated record. The transcript is spliced from 2 exons. Lineage: Eukaryota; Metazoa; Arthropoda; Insecta; Hymenoptera; Figitidae.